AUGAUAAUUGAACCAUUUCUAGGAAUAUAAUAAUAGGGAAAUCUGAAAAGAGUAUUAAAAUUUUCAAAGAAAGGAUAGAGAUAAAAUAAAAGUAUAAAUUAUUUUGAAACAAUUCGCUUUCAGAAUUAUGUAGGAAUACAAGGUCACAAUAAACCAACCAUUUGGUUUAAUAGUUUAAUCAGAAUCCUAUAGAUGAAUAACUAAUUGGAUAAUGAAUAAAUAAGAGAAAAAAAAAAUAUCUAAAAUUAGUCUUGUUUAGUAAGGAAAGAAUGA
Messenger RNA from Paramecium tetraurelia, 273 nucleotides. RefSeq lists its product as uncharacterized. NCBI's taxonomy places the organism in Eukaryota, Ciliophora, Oligohymenophorea, Peniculida, Parameciidae. The transcript has a single exon. The record is from RefSeq and is a predicted model, not a curated record.